GAGUCACGCAAGGGAAGAUGGUGAAACAUGGCUGCGAAUUCAGCUGCGAGAGUUUUCUUGGCAUUUUGCUGUUUCUUUAGCCAUUGCGCUCUAAGUUGGGCAACUUUACCAUAUUGUGGAAAUGAUUCUUAUAAAUACAUCCCACUGCAAAUGGGAGACAAUGGAGAAGAAUAUACCCUCAAACAAGUACACGUGAUUAUCAGACAUGGGGACAGGACAAGAGCGAAUGCUGCUCCCUGUUGGGCUAAUGACACAGCCGUGUGGGACUGCCUGUUGACAUCUGCUUCUCUGCCCGUCAUCAAACAUGAUAUCCAUGAUAUAACAGUGGACAGGAUAUACAGAGAUGUUUACAUGCCUGGUCGGAAUGACAUGAAAGGUGACUGUGGCUUGGGUCAUCUCACUUUUAAAGGAUACAAACAGGAGGAAGUCAAUGGACGGAAUUUGCGCCAAGUGUACGUUGACACUGGGUUCCUUUCCCCCAACUACUCCAGUCAUGAAGUGUUUUUCCGAACAGAUGAUAUGUCAAGAACAAGACAGUCUGCUCAAGCUCUGGCUUUAGGUAUGUUUCCACCCUCAGCUCCAUCGUCAGGGAAAUCUCAAGUGGUAGACAUUAAUGUGAUGGACAAAGAUUUUGAUGAUAUGGAACCAAAUCCCAAUCUUUGCCCCAAGUUAAAUCAAUAUCAGAAAGAAUUCUUUGCAUCUGAAUCAUGGAAACAGCAUUACAAUGAAAAAACUGAACCUCUACUGGCCGAAGUUGAGAAGGCACUUGGUCUCACGUACAAACUGACCCCAGAGGGUUUGAACCACAUUGCAGACUGCCUUUUUGUCCACAUUUGUCACGGGUUCCCUAUCCCACCCACUGUAUCGUCAGACCUUGUGGAGCGCGUUGCCAGUGAAGUGGAGUACAUGUGGUAUGCCACCUUUGAAUAUCCUACAAUACAGGACCACGCCAAAGUUGGCAUUGGAUUUCUGAUCAGCGAGAUUUGGAUGGCGAUGCAAGAAGCUCUGGAAGAAAGUAAAGCUAGAAAGUUUUAUCUUUACUCUGGCCACGACUAUACAGUUAUGCCCUUCAUGACAGCCUUCAACGCAAGCGACGGCAAUUGGAGCCCAUACGCCUCCAUGAUUCAGUUGGAGUUACUGGAAACUACUAGUUCAAAAGACACGGAUUAUGCCGUGAGGCUGCUCUACCAAGGGCAAGAACGUGUUAUCCCGUACUGCCGCAGGUCUCCAUGUCCGCUGGCUCAGUUCAGUGAGUACAUCCGGGCCAUUAUACCUCAACACCCGGAUACAGAUUGCAAAGUGACCAAUCCGAAGCUAUGGAAUAUGCCAAGCCCACCGCGUUUUGGGUCAGCUAAAGUUUUCUUUUAAAGGAAUCAAACACGACUACGUCCUAACAAGUAGUGAAUCGAGAAGAGGGCCACGCCCUAACACUCGGUUUCCUGUUUCCCUUAUGGUUCUACGUGAUUGUGCACGCCAAUUUUGUUCAAUUUUUUCCGAGAUUUAUCAGUAAUACUGAGUGGGAAUUUAUCGCAUUUCAAUCUAGAGGAAAGCUAAGCUUUUUUCAGUGAAUCAAUAGACAAAAUUCUUAGUUCAAAAUGUGAAGAUUCACUUACAGCGAGAAGUUCGUGAAAAAUAAUUUCGUUCGGUGUCGUUUGAGAUGCUUUGACUCGUGGUUAAUUUUUUUUCCUAAGUAACUUUAAAUUGUUUGUGUUUGGUAAGUGUUACAAAUAGAAAUGCUUCGGACCGCCCGAGGAUGUUCAAUUAAUUAACGAUAAAGCUAUCAAACAAUCAAACAGAAUUAAAAUACAAUGGAAAAACUUCUUAA
Molecule: messenger RNA, 1825 nt
Organism: Stylophora pistillata
Lineage: Eukaryota; Metazoa; Cnidaria; Anthozoa; Scleractinia; Pocilloporidae
Product: counting factor 60
Biological process (GO): dephosphorylation
Molecular function (GO): phosphatase activity
Source: RefSeq, a predicted model, not a curated record